AUGGCAGUAGUAGCAGCAUCUUCGCCCUCAGCGGCAGUCGAGCCGAAGACGCGCAAACGCGUUCUGAGAGUUAUCGCCAUCUCUCUCCUCCUCGACCUGAUCUCCUUCACCUUUAUCCUCCCUCUUUUCCCGAAGCUCCUCGAAUUCUACCGCGAUCGUGAAGCCAGUCCUGCUACCGCCAACGCUACGGAGCCCGCGACUCUCCUCCAGAGCGUUCUCUCCGGCCUUAACCGCUACAAAGCCGCCUUCGCCCGGCCCAUUGACUCCCGCUACGAUAUUGUUCUCCUAGGCGGCGCUCUCGGCUCCCUCUUCAGCUUGUUACAGGCCAUUGCCUCCCCGCUCAUCGGCCACCUCUCCGAUCGCCAUGGCCGCCGCACCGCCCUGCUGGCAUCCAUGUGCGGCAACAUCUUGUCUGUCCUCCUCUGGGUUGUCGCCAUUGACUUCCGCACAUUUGUCGCUUCGCGCAUUGUCGGUGGCCUGUCCGAGGGUAACGUCCAGCUCGCGACGGCCAUGGCGACUGAUAUUUCCGAUGAGCAGACCCGCGGAUCGACCAUGGCGCUUAUCGGCGCAUGCUUUUCUAUUGCCUUCACCUUCGGCCCUGGUCUGGGUGCGUGGUUGAGCAGCAUCAGCACCGUGAAGGAAAACCCGUUUGCUACUGCCGCCGGUUUCAGUUUGUUUCUCAUUGUCACCGAGACCGUGUACCUCUACUUUUGCCUGCCCGAGACUCUCCCCUCGUUGACUGGCAAGGGCGUCAAGAAAGCUGAGAAGAAGACUCCCGCCGCGCCUGUGCAGCGAACGAACUCUCACUUCAUCCUCAAUGCCGUUCACUUCGUUUUCCUGCUCUUCUUCUCCGGCAUGGAAUCUUCGCUCUCGUUCAUGACCUACGAACUCUUCGCUUUCGGCUCCUCCAAGAACGGACGUCUCCUUGGCUACGUGGGACUGGUCGCCUCCCUCCUACAGGGCGGUGUCACUCGUCGCCUGCCUCCCCUUCUGUCGGUUCGCAUGGGCACUGUGGCCUGCCUCAUCGCCUUCAUUCUUCUUGGAAGAAUCUCGACAACCUCUGGAUUGUACGCGGCAGCGACGUGCCUGGCUAUUACGUCCUCGACUGUAGUCACGGGCUUGAACACCCUGAGUAGCUUUGAGGCCGCAGAGGGCGAGCGUGGUGGCAAGCUGGGCAUUCUGCGUAGCUGGGGACAGCUCGGCCGCGGUUUGGGACCGAUUCUGUUCACCAGUGUCUACUGGUGGGCCGGCCGUGAGGCGGCGUACGGAAUGGGCGCUGCCGGUAUGGCUGUCGUCACGGCAGUGGUAUUUGCGGGUCUCAAGACGCCACCAGGAUCAUUGAAGAAGAAGGCUGCCGCCGAGAAAAAGACUGCUUAA
Messenger RNA from Colletotrichum truncatum, 1377 nucleotides. Its product is annotated as Major facilitator superfamily domain-containing protein 10. NCBI's taxonomy places the organism in Eukaryota, Fungi, Ascomycota, Sordariomycetes, Glomerellales, Glomerellaceae. Gene Ontology annotation, biological process: transmembrane transport. Gene Ontology annotation, cellular component: brush border membrane. The record is from RefSeq and is a predicted model, not a curated record. Gene Ontology annotation, molecular function: transmembrane transporter activity.